Molecule: messenger RNA, 2625 nt
Organism: Diuraphis noxia (Russian wheat aphid)
Lineage: Eukaryota; Metazoa; Arthropoda; Insecta; Hemiptera; Aphididae
Biological process (GO): regulation of DNA-templated transcription
Molecular function (GO): RNA polymerase II cis-regulatory region sequence-specific DNA binding; DNA-binding transcription factor activity, RNA polymerase II-specific
Source: RefSeq, a predicted model, not a curated record
UAAACCGAACACAACGACCGUUGCUCGGCGCCGAUCGCGGGUGCGCUCUCUUUUUUUUUCAUUUCCAUUUACCUCUUUUUCUCUCGUCGUUUUCUCCCCCCUCCCCAUCCCACCCCAUCCACUCCAACAUCCCAGCCGCGUUUCGCUCGCCACUCCUCCACCCGUUUCCUGUUCCGUCCACGCGCUAUCUCGAUCGUUCGCCCACCAUCUCUCUGUCCCUGUCCACAUCGCUGUCUCUCGUAACUCGUUCUGUCCGUGUCUGUCCCGCACCUACCCCGUUCCUCAAUCGGCCCGGAAGGAGACGUACCGAACAGCAUUAAGAGGAAACGGAAACGGUCGGGCCAUUUACGAUCGCGGCUUGGGCGUGUGAAUACGCUCGGACAGCGGCUGCUGCAGCUGACGACAACGCCGAAGACUUUGGACGACGCAGGUCCGACGACGUCUCGGUUGUGUGGCCGGUGGACGAGACUGUGGACGAGACGGUGGCCAGCAGCAUAUUUAAUUACGUCGUCCGCCUCACUGGUCGAUACAGACUUGGCUAAGGUCUUUCACCGCUAGGAAACUGCUGUAGCUGCAKUCCGGACGAAACGCUCAAUCUGGGCGAUAAGCAAUAUACCUGUGUGAUCGUUUGCCGAGACGGCGACCGAAUCGCGCGGACCCGUACAGAUAAGCGAUUACUUUAGCGUAAACAAUUAUAAUAAGAUGAACGAUAAUUAGCAAUAUUAUAGUGAUAACGGAACGUCUGAGUUGAAUUUUUUUUCCGCCAAAUGAAUGAACGAAAAGCAAUAUUACAUUAGACAUUUCAUAGUGUACGGUAUAUAUUAGUGUAACAACAAUCAAUACAGACGGAAUCUGCAGAGCGAUAAUCGAUUAGUGCUCAAGUCAGUCCAGAUCUGGUUUUUUUUCUUUUCUAUAUUUAUAAUAAUAGAGUAUAAUACGAGAAUAAUUUUUUCCCUCAUUAUACCGCCACGACGACGGUUCUACUCUGUCACCAUGCCCCGAUACUACGCGGUGAAGAAACUGGGACCAAAACUGAUGUUACACCAGCAACAGCAGAACCAACAGCAGCAACAGCAGCAACAGAUAAUAAUUCUGCAACAGCAACAGCACGAGGAGGCCAUGGACGAGUUGGAGGACGACGAGUGCUGCAGUUCCCGGUCUUGCACCGAGUCACCUCCACCGUUCACCGAUCCCACGUCUGUGAAACUCUACAAGCCUCUGGAAUCCGUCAACAUGUCCAAACACAAAGAUUACUUGAAGUAUUGUUACGAGCUGGAACAAAAACAAAACUUGUUUAGGGAGCGAAGCAAAGAAGAAACGGAAGCCGCUCACGACUUGCUCGAACUCUCCAGAUCGUUGCCGCCACUGCCUCCACCGAGCACGGUGACUGUCGCCGCGCCCACGCCUCCAGAGACACCCGUCGGCUCAGGGGUGGGUGACGGGUGUCCGGCGUCGCCGCAGUUUGUCUACGUGUCCACGGCGGUUGCGGGCGCACCGCUUACCCCGCCCGCUUCGGAGUACUCGUCGGACGCGGAGAAUACGCCAGCGGACGCGAGCAGCAGCACCGCCAACGCGCAGGCCGUAGUGGUGGCCACGGCCACGGCCACCACCACCGUCUACAGCCUGAUCGAUUACGUCAUCGAGAAGAGUGACGGCGGCUCGUACGAUCCGUUGCUGACUAGAGACUUGAACGUCAAGACCGGCAAGACGACAACGACGACGACGACCGCGGAACACCGCCGGUCGACCUCCACCACCACAACUACCACAACCACCCAAGUCGUGGUCGGAUGCAGUUCUGGAAACAAAGCCCGUUACACGUGCACUGACUGCGGCAAGCACUACGCGACGUCGUCAAACCUGUCGCGGCACAAGCAGACGCACCGGAGCCUGGACUCGCAGUCGGCCAAGCGGUGCAACGCGUGCGGUAAGGCGUACGUGAGCAUGCCCGCGCUCGCCAUGCACCUGCUCACUCACAAGCUGUCGCACGCUUGCGGCGUGUGCGGCAAGAUGUUCAGCCGGCCGUGGCUGCUGCAGGGCCACCUGCGGUCGCACACCGGCGAGAAGCCGUACGCAUGCGCACAGUGCGGCAAAGCGUUCGCGGACCGGUCCAACCUGCGCGCGCACAUGAUGACCCACUCGGGCGACAAGAACUUCGCGUGCCACUGGUGCCGCAAGUCGUUCGCGCUCAAGUCGUACCUGAACAAGCACCUGGAGGCGGGUUGCGCGCCGGCGGCCGCGGUGGCCGCCGCAUCGUCUCCGUCGUCGUCGUCAUCGCCGUCGUCGCCGCAACAGCCGGACGAACGGGACACGGCCACUCGGGGCGGAUAACGUCGUCAAGCGGCACCGCAGCAGCAGACGCCCCGGCGGACGUCGGUCAUACGGUUCGCCGCCGCUGCAGCCGCCGAUGCCGCCAUUUUGUUGUCGGACUAAUAUUACGACGACGAAAACCGAUCAUUGCAGCCGCUUCCGCCGCCGAAGUAACAUUUUUUUUUUUUUAAUAUUAAAAAGUUUUGAGAUUAUUUUUUUUUUUUAAUCACCCCUCGAAAGACACGGAACAGACAACUGUGACACCAAAUAUGAAAUAAUUAUAAUAUUAUUAUUUUUCUUAUUAUAACAGUGGUA